Conger conger (European conger) is the source of this 5571-nucleotide messenger RNA. RefSeq names its product FERM domain containing 6 (gene frmd6). The record is from RefSeq and is a predicted model, not a curated record. Bases 301 to 2121 code for a protein of 606 amino acids. The transcript is spliced from 14 exons. Gene Ontology annotation, biological process: positive regulation of hippo signaling. Gene Ontology annotation, cellular component: cytoskeleton; cytoplasmic side of apical plasma membrane. NCBI's taxonomy places the organism in Eukaryota, Metazoa, Chordata, Actinopteri, Anguilliformes, Congridae.
UAUGUGGCAGGCUACGCGAACGACGGAUCUUCGAAGAAUUCCCAAGUAUUUCUCUUGCUGAAAGAAAACCGGAAUUACAAAACUUUGCCUCAGAUCUUAGUGGAUUUAAUUUCGGCCAAGACAAACGACAAUUUGUUCGUUAAUGGAGUCUGCUCCUCUGACCCACGGUGUGGCCCUCAUGUUCGCGUUGGAGUGCUGACGCGUAUCACGCUGGCACCGCAGUGUGUGGGCACAGCGCAGAGAGGGUUAGCACAGGGCCUCGUGCCCACCUCCCCCCGGGACCGUCCAGGCCGGACGAAGAUGAACAAACUGAACUUCCACAACAACAGAACCAUGCAGGACCGCCGCUGUGUCUGUGUCUUCCUCCCCAACGACGACACGCUCAACAUUAUAGUCAACGUGAAGACGCUGUGUCAGGAGCUCCUCGCCCAGGUGUGCGACCUCCUCCGGCUGAAGGACUGUCACCUGUUCGGACUGAGCGUCAUCCAGAAUAAUGAACACAUUUACAUGGAGCUGAGCCAGAAGCUGUCCAAGUACUGCCCCAAGGAGUGGAAGAGGGAGGCCAGCAAAGGAAUUGACCAGUUUGGUCCACCAAUGAUAAUUCACUUCAGGGCUCAAUAUUACGUGGAGAAUGGGCGGUUAAUAAGUGACCGGGCAGCCAGGUACUACUACUACUGGCACCUGAGGAAGCAGGUGCUGCUGUCCCAGUGCGUCCAGCGGGAGGAGGCCUACUUCCUGCUGGCUGCCUUCGCCCUGCAGGCCGACCUGGGGAACUUCAAGCGCAAUAAGCACUUCGGGAAGUACUUUGAGCCGGAGGCCUACUUCCCUCCCUGGGUGAUUGCCAAAAGAGGGCGGGACUACAUCCUGAGGCACAUCCCCAACAUGCACAAGGACCAGUUUGCCCUCACCGCCUCCGAGGCCCACCUCAAGUACAUCAAAGAGUCCGCUCAGCUCGACGACGUCACCGUCCACUACUACAGACUGUACAAGGACAAGAAGGAAGUGGAGGCCUCUCUGACUCUGGGACUGACCCUGCGUGGCAUUCAGAUAUUUCAGAAUGUGGGAACAGUGAGACAACUCCUGUAUGAUUUUCCCUGGACCAACGUGGGCAAGCUGGUUUUUGUGGGGAAGAAGUUUGAGAUCCUCCCGGACGGGCUGCCCUCGGCCCGGAAGCUGAUCUACUACACGGGCUGCCCCGCCCGGUCCAGGCACCUGCUCCAGCUGCUGAGCAACAGCCACCGUCUCUACAUGAACCUGCAGCCCCUGCUGAAGCAGGUCCGCCGGCUGGAGGAGAACGAAGAGAAGAAGCAGUACCGCGAGUCGUACAUCAGCGACGCCCUGGAGCUGGACAUGGACGCCCUGGACAAGCGCUCGCGGGCGAGCGGCAGCAGCAUGGGCAGCGUGUCGCGUCACAAGCGCCGCCUCUCCCGGCACUCCACCGCCAGCCACGGCAGCUCGCACACGUCGGGCAUCGAGGCGGACGGCUUCCGCACGCCGGGCCCGGCCCCGCACCGCCCCCUGCGCCCCUGCAGCAGCUCCACCACCUCCCACGGCAGCUCGCACACCUCCGGGGUGGAGAGCGCCGGCAAGGAGCGCAUCCUGGACGACGACGAGAUUGAGAUGCUGGUCGACGACCCCAAGGAUUACGAGGAGCUCCACGAACUAGCGCUGGAGCUCAGCCAAGACCUGUGCAUCCACAUCACCGAGGACAUGCUGACGUCUGGACAGACGAACGGAUACUCAGGACUCAUCGUGAAGGACGUCAGCUCUUCCACAUCCAGCUCCUCAGAGACCGUGGUGAAGAUGCACGGCCAGAGCAUCGAGUCUCUCCCCCAGCAGGCGGCGGUCAGGAAGCCGCAGACCUCCACGGACCGGCACAGCCAAUCGCUGGACGACGUGCGCCUCUACCACAAGGGCUGCCUGCAGUGGGCGGAGCUGUGCCAGGACACGGCGCAGAGCUACACCUUCGGCUGCGCGCGGGAGCUCAGCGACGCCGGCUGCCACGGAUUGGCCGACCAGUGCGCCGGCAUCCGCGACAACCCCGCCUUCCCCAUCAAGAGAACCAGCAAGUACUUCUCCCUGGACCUCACCACCGACGAGAUCCCCGAGUUCGUGGUGUGACCGCGGCGGAUUCUGAACAACAUGGCGCCCCCCACCCCCCCCCUCCCCAUAGACCCCCGGCCCGGUGUUGUUGUACUGAGGGUUCAAGAGAGCCGGGCUCCGCGAACCCUUCCCACGGCAUGCUGGGAAGAUUGGCAGCAUGUAUAUUGAAACUCGAGGCGCUCAACGCCGACCACGGUUGUCUGUCUUACUUUGUGGGAGCGCCUGGGGUCUGACGCAGCUUGGGGGCGAGUGGGAGAGACGGAGCUGUUGUCGAAAGGGGGGAACUUUAAAACCACGGACGCCAAUGAAUUCCGCAGAUGUGCUAGGACGGCACGCUCCCACACCCAUUGUAAUUUCACUCGCGCCGUUUCCAUGGGGACGGAUUUCGUGUCUCCGCUCUGCCGCGGGGCGUAAAUGGAAUUUUAAAGGGAAUCGAGGGAAGGUCAUGGAAUUUGAUUUUGUUAACACUUUUCUUUUUUUUUUUUUUUUUUUUUUUUUGGGUUAUAAAGAAACAUUUGACUGAACUCCCAGGGAACGGGGUACGCCCUUGCAGAACCGCACACGAAUGGGAGCGGCUCGAAGCAGGAGGACUCACGCUGAGCUCAUAGCAUUGCUGAGAGACCACGUAGCUGGAGAUGCAUUCGCGUUCUGCCUGAACCGAGCGCAGGGUCCGUUCGGUGUCUCCCACGGUCUGAUUGCGACCUUGACGCUGAGGUCCGGAGGCGAAGCCGCCCAUCUGCUGGGCCGCGGAGGCCGGUUCUGACCCCGAAACUGCGCCUCCAUUAUGCAAGGUGAAGGCACCAGAGUUUGUGUUCCUGUAGCUGUGUUUCACUGCGAUGCGAUGCCUCAGUCUUCUCAGCUGCUCUCCUUAAAGCAAAGACGCGCGUUCCCUGUGCGAGGCUCAUGUUUACGGGGCCGAGGAACAGCGCGAAACGCAAACCAAAGAUACACCUGGCGGGAGCCACGCAUCACAUCGGCUCUGCCAGGACACCAGUGCCACACGCGAGCUGGAACAAGCUUACAUAGCCUCACCGCGGGUUACCGUGGGUAACCUGUGAAACGCCAGUUAACACACAGUUUCAUUCAAACGCCAUAAGUCAUUGUCACCGGUUCCGAGGAGCCGGUUCGAGGGACGGUGGCUGAACAGGACUGGUUUUCUCACCCUCUGUCUUCCCUGUCUCUCCCUGUGAUCUCUGUGUGACCCUGCGCCACCCAUUUUGUUUGCCAGGAAGUGCAUCGUGCCAAUGUUUUCUACAUAGAACAGUUUCCUGUAAUGAACUGCCAUAAACGCCUUCUGUGCCUUUUUAGCUCUAUGCAGGUCCUCAAAUGGUCAAUUUGCCUCGACAAUCCGGCGCAGACUGAGUAGAUCUAGAUCUCACUCGAGCACGAGGGACAUGAAACGCAUCCAUAUCAUACGCUGUUCCACGCUAUGAUGUCAGUAGUGAUGGCGAGCGCAUUUCUGUUCAUGUGUCGAGUUCCCCACUCGUUUGGCUAUAGCGUUUGACUAUAGAUAAAUCCAAAUAGCGGAGAAAGCAGGAUAAAUGAUGUCACCGUUGCUUGGAAACGUCUGUGAUGGAUUGAAAUGUUAUUGCCGUUUUGUGGCAGUGGAAUGCAGCUCCGCAGAAUCCAUGGUGGGUUUCCAGCUCCCAGGUCUACAGCGCGAUUCUCCAGUGGGUUUUCAGUGAGCCUGCUUUAGCCCCGAGCGGAAUGUGCUGGAACACGCCUCCCCCAUGCUAACUAUCUACUGACACCGGGAACGCGCUCGUCAGUAAAUCAGAGAUAGGACUGAUGUUGAAGCGGUUUUCAUGAGUGCUGGAAAUAUACUUUGUCAGUUGUCUGUGCUGCGCAAUUCACAAAACAUUUUUGUUCAUUUUUAUUAUUGUUGUCAUGUUAUUUUUGUUGUUGUUAUUAUUAUUAUUAUUAUUAUUAUUACAACUGGAAAUUAUUUCUACAGAUUUUUUUGUUCUUUUCUUUUUAAUUAAUAUAACAGUAGUAUUUUUUAUAUGGAACAUUUUAGAAAACAAAUCUGUUAUAUAUGGUGAACAUAUAUUCUUUGUUGCGUGCAGUCCGUGUUGGUCAGUAUUAUGGAUGAGGUCGGUGACAGUAUUAAGAUUUGUCCUUGUCAGACUCACUCGAGGCUUUUGUUUGGGUGUUUUCAGAACAUACUCCUACUAUACCUGUCACCUUCACAUGAAUUCCCCUUCUUCCGAGUUCCUUGUGAGUUGAAUUGGUAGAGGAAACAUACAACCGUACCUAUGGGAAAUUGGUACAGCUAUUAAUAUUGAGAAUUGUGAAAAAUGGUACUUUCUGGAGGGAGAAACUAUGCUGCACUGCGGCAUGGGCCUUCACAUUACCCUCCCAAAUUAAGCACAUUACUGAUCUCCCUCUCCACUGCUCUGUAGGCAUGGGGCCUAUGAAAUAUAAUACCCCACUACAACCUCAAAGCAGACUCUACUCCUACCCCCCCCCCCCCCCCCCCCAUACACCAAUAAAACAACAUUCUGAGUUGCGUUUAAUUUUCAGUUGGGUUUUUGAUUUCAGUUAGUCAGAGUAGAUUCUCUCACAGGAAUGCAGUUUUGGGUGACUGACAAGCCACGCCCAAUUUACAAAGCCAGUAUAGUAUGCGCUGUCAGGAUGCCACUUUCCGUUAAAAAAAGAACAAAAUAUCUGAACAAAGGGUUCCAGCCGACGGCACAAUGAGCCCUCUAACUUACCCGGUAAGUUUAAAAAAGCAAAAAAACAAUGUCCAGCUGAGAUUCUGUAGGGUGUACAGAUCUGUGUACAGGUAGAAUAUUCGCACUCAUCAGCCGCCCAACUUGGACAGGUUUGUGGUAGACUUUCCCCGUACUACCGGAAAAAAAAUGGGUUAGUGUGAUACAGUGGUGGUGAAGGAGAAAGACUGCUGCCAUUAAAAAAGCAAGCAAACAAACAAACAACCAGCCUCCUCGGGCCUCUUAGCCAAUGAGCACAGAGCAUACAUCAGUAGUAUCUGAUAUACAUGUAUAUUCCAGUUAGGGAGGCAUUUUUCCUUUAUGUUUUCAGAAUUUUUUUCCAUCACUACAUGGAUAUUGGAGAAAAAGGAAACAUUUUUGCUCACACGUUGGUGUGAAACCGUCUUUGGUGGUUGCACAGUUGCGUUAUUGGUAUGUUAUUAUGAUGUUAUACCGGUUUGCGCAUUGCCAUUAAUUGCCGCAGUCUGCAUUUUUCUGUUUCAUAUUAUUUGUUUCUUUCCUUUUUGUGACCUAUAUACAUUGUCACACUUAUGAAUUAGCAGCACCUGUGUACCUGCUCAAAGUGCUCCCCGUCCUUUCUGUGAAAGGAUCUUGUGUCGCUCUGCAGGGUCUUUGACAGUGAAAUAUUGUGAACCACCCUGUAGUGAAAUGCUUUUGUAAAAAUGAAGUCCAGUGUGUGCCUUUCAGGUACGUGUUUUCAGAAAUAGACAAUAAAAAGGUACAUUUAUUUGCCAAA